AUGGGGGCUUACAGAUAUAAUCGCAUGAGCUUUGGAGCAGAGAAGGUUAAAUCUUCUUCUUCGGGAGUUCGCCCAUCAGAACGUCGGAAGAGACGGUCGAACAAAGUCUUCAAGAACAGGGAAGAGAUAGAGAACCAAAGGAUGACUCACAUUGCCGUUGAAAGAAAUCGCCGGAGACAGAUGAACCACUACCUCUCUGGCCUCCGGUCCUUGAUGCCACCUUCUUAUUCUCAAAGGGGGGAUCAGGCAUCAAUUGUAGGAGGAGCAAUUAAUUUCGUGAAGGAGCUGGAACAACUCCUCCAAAUCCUAGAAGCUCAUAAGCAAAUUAAGCAACAAUCAAACACUUGUAACUCUUCUCUCUUUGCCAAUUUCUUUACUUUUCCACAAUACUCAACCUGUCCGACUGGCCACAACUCGGUGGUUGCCACCGAGUCGAUGGCUGACAAGUGGUCUCCGGUGGCUGAUAUCGAAGUGAACAUGGUGGAAAAUCAUGCCAACAUCAAAGUACUAUCAAGAAGAAGACCAAAGCAACUCUUGAAGAUGGUUAAUGGCUUUCACUCUAUAAACCUUACUCUCAUGCAUCUCAACAUCUCCACUGUUGAGAAUAUGGUACUCUACUCUUUCAGUGUAAAGGUUGAAGAUGACUGUCAUCUGACUACUGUUAAUGAGAUUGCAACCGCAGUGCAUGAGAUGGUCGCCAUGAUCCAACCAGAGGUGUGA
Messenger RNA from Ilex paraguariensis (yerba mate), 720 nucleotides. Lineage: Eukaryota; Viridiplantae; Streptophyta; Magnoliopsida; Aquifoliales; Aquifoliaceae. The record is from the annotation of a GenBank genome assembly.